Alexandromys fortis (reed vole) is the source of this 10119-nucleotide messenger RNA. RefSeq names its product scaffold protein involved in DNA repair (gene Spidr). Gene Ontology annotation, biological process: double-strand break repair via homologous recombination; regulation of establishment of protein localization to chromosome. NCBI's taxonomy places the organism in Eukaryota, Metazoa, Chordata, Mammalia, Rodentia, Cricetidae. Gene Ontology annotation, cellular component: nucleoplasm; nuclear chromosome. The record is from RefSeq and is a predicted model, not a curated record. The coding region runs from base 52 to 2550 and encodes 832 amino acids. The transcript is spliced from 17 exons.
UUCCGGAAGGGGCUGGGAGUGAGGGCGAGGGGUGGGCAGUGCGAGUGGGAGAUGUCCGGCGGCGGCCGCGCUGGCGGGUCUAAGAGGAAAAGGAAUUGGCGUGUAGCGCAUCCUUCGGUUCUAGAAGCGAGGCCACAGCUGUCGAGAAGAGCAAGUCUGAAGACAGUGGAAGCAGCUGCCUCUCUCUCUAAAGCGUGGCUCAAGUGUGGAGAAGGAUUUCAGAACACUUCUGAGACCCUGUCAUUAGCAAGUGAAAAGACAACUAUUAUUGAAAACCCCCUGGAAUUAUCUCCAAGCCCAAAGAAAGACGCAGCAGACGAGAGUCCUGGUGAGCUGGCAAAUAUAACAUGGAGUUCGAGUGGAAGUGAUUUCUCAGAGGAAGAAGAUACGGCACUCCCUCAACUGCAGAGAGAUGGUGGACGCGGCUGUGGAGCAGAUAGGUUUUGUGGCAGAACUGCUUCAUGUCCAGAAGAUGGAGCCACUGAAGAUGAAUUGCAGUUGAUUGAGUGGGAGAUUAACAGUGACGUGGAAGAUCCUGGGGGGGCCAGUGAGUGUGAAGAUGGUGAGGGCUCCCUGGACAUCUCGGAUUGUGCUUCCUGUGCAAGUGGUCGUUCCUUGACAAAUGAUGACAGGCUCUGUGAGCCCCCUGAGCCAAUUCCUACAGAAAUUUUGGAGUAUUCAUCAGAUAGUGACAAAGAAGAUGACCCAGAGAAUGCCCUGUUUAUUGAUUCAGAAUCCCCUCACAAAUUCCGGGUGGAUUUUAAAUCAGAUGCAAGAUGGGCUUUGAACAGACAGACGGACUCAGGGGCAAAUUCAGCUGAGCCCAUAUUGAGGACUCCCCAGAAAUACACAUCCAGCUUUCCCAAGACUUCAGAAAACUCAGCAACAAAGAAGAAGCUUUUAAGGGGCGGGCUGGCAGAGAGACUAAAAGAACUGCAGAAUCGUGAGAGAUCUGCCAUUUCUUUGUGGAGACAUCGAUGUGUUUCUUAUCAAAUGACACCUUUAGGCAGAAAGUCUGGUGUCUUAACUGUGAAAAUUCUGGAACUACAUGAGGAAUGCACCAUGCAAGUUGCAGUGUGUGAGCAGUUAGCAGGGCCACCAACCACGAGCCCUCCCAGGGGCACAGCUGCUGGACUGGGAGCCUGUCUGAAGGUUCUCUUUACCAGAGAGACUGCAGACCACUUACGGGGGCAUCCCCAGGACAUCAUCUACAUAUUCCCUCCUUGGCAGAAACUUCUUAUCCCAAAUGGAAGCUGUCCGAUUAUUCUGAAUACGUAUUUUUGUCAGAAAGCUGUUGCAAGAGAAGCAGUACCUGAAGAAUACUGUCAGGAUGCCUCGCUUCCAAGAAGAGACAUAACGUUGGCCCGGAUGUUUAGAAUUGAGGAGAUAACAUGUAGUUCAUCCAGAAAUCAGAUUACAUGUAGUGGCCUGGCCACCACUGGCACAGGCUGGACCCACGGGCCUGACAAGACAGAACAACAUCUUGCAGUUGGUGCUCCCCUGAGGGAUUCUCUUCUGGACAUUGUGGAAAGCCAAAGAGCUGACCCAUGGUCUGGAGUCGGGGUCCAAGUAGUAGUGCAGAGAGUUUACUCCCUUCGCAGCAGAGACGGUGCCAGGAGCCAGCAACGGCACACAGAGGGGCAUGCAGAUUCACCUGGAACGUGGAGCUGCCUGCUAGUGCAGGAUGCCUGCGGGAUGUUCGGGGAAGUGUACCUGGACGGCAGCCUCUGGAAGAACACAGAGUUAGAGGGGAGGUCCUGUGCCAUGGCGGGCAUGAAGGUCCUGCAGAAGGCCACGAGAGGAAGGGCACCAGGGCUCUUCAGUUUAAUUGAUACCAUGUGGCCCCCAGUAAUGCCUCUCACCGAGCCUUCCUGUGGCCAGCCCAGUGAAGAGAUAAAGACGUGCCUGCCUCCCCCUACCUUCUGUUAUAUCUUCUCUGCACAUCCAAGCCUGGGACACAUCGAUACAAUUGAAGGGGACCCCAUUUCUGAGCUCUACCAGCCUCCAGUUGUCCACUGCUUACAAGAAAUCCUCCAGAAUGAUGAGCAUGGCACACGCUGCAGCUUCUAUGCCAAAGUGGUUUAUCGAAGACCACAGCUAAAGAAUCUCUUGGCACAAAAGGAAAUCUGGCUGCUGGUGACUGACAUCACCCUACAAAUACAGGAUGAAAGGGACCACUCCCUCCCCAAAACGCUGCCAGUCUGUGUAGCCCCCUCAUGUGUGCUGGGCCCAGGAGUUGUAGAAGAACUUGCCAUGGCUGUGCCUCCUACCAUACUCUUCAGGGAUGCUCUUCGAGACAAGGGUCAGAUUGUUUGUGUUGAGCGGACAGUCCUCCUACCCCAGAAGUCCCUCUUGUAUGUACCUCCUGGUGCUGGUUCCUGUGACCUGCCUGGCCCAGUGACACUGGAUGAACUGGGCUCCCUCACACCUGUCAACUCCAUUUGCAGCGUGCAAGGUACAGAUGUAGAACUCUUAGUCUCUUCUCCAGCACCAUCUCUACCUGCGUGCCACCAUGCUUCCUGCCAUGACACUAAUGGACUAAGCUUUUAAACCUAUAAACAAGCCCCAAAUAAAUGUUUUUCCUUUACAAGAGUUGCUGUGGUCAUGGUGUCUCUUCAGAGCAGUAAAAACCCAAACUAAGGCAGAAGUUGGCACCAAGGACUGGGGUAUUGUUGUGAUAGACCUGACCGUGAUUUUGUUUGGAGGAAUGUGGACUUUGGGAGUUUGGAUUAGAAAAGCAGUUGAAAGCUUUAAGUGGGGCUUAACGGGCCAUCCCAGUAGGAGCCUGGAAGACAGUGGUGCUGGGGGUGAUUUGAACUGUGGGGAUCUGGAUCAAGAGGUUUCAGAGGAGAAUAUUUGUAUGUGGCCUAGAGAAUGUUCUUGUGUUAUUUUGGCUAAGGACAUAGCUACAUUUUCCCCUUGUCUGAAUUGUCUGUCUGUGACUAAAUUGAAGAGUUUUGGAUUAAUGACAUUAGCAGAGGCGAUUUCAAAGCAACCUAGUAUUGACUUUAUUACAUGAUUAUUAUGGCCACUGUUAAUGCAGAUCUAUAAAGAAAAGGAACAAGUUGAGCAAAGAAGAAUACAUAAUUACAGUACAAGGAGUAAGGGGCACAAGGAAGUGGAAAGGUGCUAAAUCCUGUGCUCAGGGAAAUAAAGCCAUCAAAGAAAAGCCUGGUGUUAGUAGAAUAAAGGGAGUGGCAACCUCAGUGCAACACCCUCCCCAGCUAAGCUCCCGGUCUGUGAGCAGAAUUAAAGCAAAGUUUACUGCCAGGUGUUGGUGGUACACACCUGUAAUCCUAGAACUAGAAGACAGAGGUGGUAGAUCUCUUAGUCUGAGUCCAGCCUGGUUCAGAGAUUAAGUUUCAGGACAGCCAAGCUUGGGCAGUGAAGGAAACCAUGGAAAACAGAAAAUUGGUAAAGAUAUAUUUGAAAAGAGGGGGCCACAUUCCAGCCCCAGCAAGCGGCAGAACUUGACAGGGGUGUCCCUGAAUGGUGGCCCUAGAGAGGCCAUUGUGUGAAGCUGCGAAGGUGAAGACUGGAUUGACUUGGAGACCCCAAGAUCUUGGCAAUGCCAGAGCCUAGGACACCUGCUGAGGAGAGCUGCUAUCAGGGUGUGGGGCCAGCCCAGGAGGAAGAAGUGCUCUGCAGUCAACAAAGCUGAAAGGAGCUGGAGAUCUGAAGAGCACUUUGACAUCAGACGUGGAGAUAGAGUUCGGAAUUUGCCCAGCUGCGUUUCAGUCUUGCUUUGGUCCAGCAUUUCCUCACUAUGCUCCCUUUUGGAAUGGUAAUGUAUAUCCUCUGCCAUUAUAUGUUGGAAGUAUGUAGUCUUGUUUUUUUAUUUUGAUUUGACUGGGGAUUACAGUUAAAAGAUUGCUGAAGCCGGGCGAUGGUGACACACGCCUUUAAUCCCAGCACUCGGGAGGCAGAGGCAGGCGGAUCUCUGUGAGUUCGAGACCAGCCUGGGCUACAGAGCUAGUUCCAGGACAGGCUCCAAAGCCACAGAGAAACCCUGUCUCGAAAAAACAAAAAUAAAAUAAAAUAAAAAAUAAAAAAAUAAAAGAUUGCAGAGUCUCAGAAGAGACUUUGAAUUUUAAGUUUUUGGACAUUGUUGAGACUGUGAUAGACUAUGGGAACUUUUGGCGUUGGACUAAAUGCAUUUAGCAUUGUGAUAUAGUUAUAUCCUAUGGGGGCCAGGAGUGGAAUGUGAAGUUUGGAUGAAAAUGGCCCCAUAAGAUCACAGGGAGCCGCACUCUUAGGAGGUGUGGCCUUGCUGGAGUAGGGGUGACUUUGUUGGAGGAAAUGUUUCACUGAGGUCAAGGCUUUGAGGACUCAUAUGCUCAAAGCAGUCCAGUGUCUCAUAGUCUCUUCUUGCUGCCUACGGAUCCAGAUAUAGAACUCUUGGUUCCUUCAUCAGCACCAUGUCUGUAAGUGUUACAGCUUUGAUGGAAAGGUGUUCUGGCAAUGCAGAGCCAAGGAAUAUCACGGGUCACAGUAAGGGUAGCAGCUUACAGCCCUGCUCCUACGGGAAUGUUUCCCCAGUGUAACUGCUCUGCUCCAGCAGGGGAGGGCUUCCCCAAAGAUGUUAUUACAGUUCAGCUCCAGUUCUGCUCAGUCCUGCUGAGUAUAACGUCCCCACUCCGCUGCAGUGAAAGUGUUACAGCCUUGCUCUGCUCAGCUCCACCCGUUUCUGCUCCUGUGAAAGAAGGUCUCACCCACCCCUCAUUCAGGAGAUUUGUUGGGAGGGAAGAGUGGAGGAGGGUGACUGCCUCUGUCAGGAUGGAGAAAGGCAGCAGCAGACUGAACAGGUACAGGGCUUAUAUAGGGCUUCCUAGGGGCGGGGUUUUCCAGGGAGAUUUUCAGUGUGGGAGUUGCUCAGAUUUCGGUCCUUUGUUGAACUCAGAUUGGCUAGAUCUCGUGAACAGGUAUUGGUUGGUUUUCUGCUUAUUUGGUCAGGGACAGAUUUGGCUCUGGUUUCAGGGCCAAAAUGUGUUCCUCUCACUGGCCCUUUUUAGCCUUUUGACUCUAAUUUCAGAGCCAGGGCAUAUUUGUUUGACUGACUGUGAUUCUAUGGCCAAAUUGUGUUUCUUUGGCACUGGUUUUAGGGCCAGAGUGUGUUUUUCUGGGUGCUGCACGUCUCUGACUCCACAGCUAGGGAUUGGUGAUCCUGUAAUAGCAACUGAUUGAAAGUCUGGUUAGAAAUCCUUUGGAUCUGUUGUUGAAGGAGUCUAGACAAGAAGUUUCUGAGGCAGGAUGCAACUAGUGAGGUUAAGAAAAGGGGGAGAAGAGGGACUAAGAAGUAUCAUCCCGUUCCGUAUUGGACUAUGCACUGGCCAGAGGCAUCACGCUGUCCCUCAUGUUUUGAAGAUCUGUCUGAAGUUGUUGGAUCUUAUCUUUUACUAUACCUGAUUGGUUAACAGAAGCAACGUUCUUCCCCAAGAAAGAGACAAAGACCACCUCUCUGCUAUUAGUAAAUUUAAUCUUCUCUGAUUUUUGUAGUACUAUGGUACUACAGGUACUUCAGGUCUAUCUGAUCCUGAAGGGUGAGGAUAGUCUGAGCUACCUAUUGGAAAUCCUGGAUGAAUUGUGAGGAAAGCCGGUGGUAAACGGGGAAGUAGUCAAGCCCGUUGCUCCAGUGGCUACACCUGCAGUUAUGCCUGGAGCCGCCAGAAGGGGUAGAACCUGAGUUGCUUGCCAUCUGUGCUGCUAUAAACUCAGUGAUGGGAACUGGCAAGGCUUCCUCACCAGGUACCACCCCUAAUUAGGAGAAAGGAACACCAGGACGUAAGUCCUACACCUAGAAGGUAGGCAGUGGUACACUUGUGUGCCACAGAGAAUCAAGGCAUUGUGAAUGCUUUGGCAGAAGUGCUGGGUUGUAGUACUAAGGGUUAUGGUAUUAUUGCAGUCUGCAACACCAAAGAGAGAAGCGUGGGAGAGAUGAGGUGUAGUAGUGAUAUUUGGCUCAGAGCAAUUUACCAGUGACGAGUUAGGAGAAUCUAAUAAGACAAUGGGAGGGGGCACAAAUGGUGAUUGUGAGUUUGACCUAGGAGGGACACACAACCCUCCUUUUUAAUAUUUAUUUAUUUAUUAUGUAUACAAUAUUCUGUCUGUGUGUAUGUCUGCAGACCAGAAGAGGGCACCAGACCUCAUUACAGAUGGUUGUGAGCCACCAUAUGGUUGCCGGGAAUUGAACUCAAGACCUUUGGAAGAGCAGGCAGUGCUCUUAACCAUUGAGCCAUCUCUCCAGCCCCACAACCAGCAUUCUUAUAAGCAGUCAGGCAAGACACUAUUCAACAGCUGAAAUGCAGAGGUUAAGAUUUGAAACAAGAGAUGGUGUGAGAGGGAGGUAGAAUCGGUAUCAUCAAGAAGGGAUAUUAGGGAUGGAAGGACUUUGAGAAGCUUUGGACCACUGCUUCUCCUGUGUUGAUACCUGGGGGCUUAAAGAGUGGGAUGUGUGCCCUCUGUAUUGGGACCAUGCCUGAUGGCGGCUAUAAUACGUGCUAUAGUAGAGUUUACCAAUGGGGUGCCGUGGGUCUUUAAUUAGAAUGUUAAAAAAUUCCCCACUCUGCAUAAAAGAUAAACAGAGUGCCUUCCUGCAUAUGCACUAUGUCUCUUACAGGACCAAUAAGGGCAGCCUCCACAAGUUUCUGCCCGGUGUUGACAGUAAUUUCUAGUUUGAUCACAGAGAAAGCAGGCAUGGGGCAGGUGUUUCAGAAGUGGAUUUGGGUCUUAUAGGGAUAGGUAUGUUUGCAAAUGACGAGUGAGCAGUGUCCAGACCCCAGCAUGUGAGUGGUCUGAGUGCCCUGCUGAGUUAGGCUUCCUGAACCUCAGAUCUCCAUGUAGAAUUCACUCUUGAUGGGUGUGGGCAAGAAGAAGUAAGAGAAAAAGUGGACAUGACCCAGUAGGGUCGGCCUAGGUCUUGGCAUUCUUCUGAGACCGGGCCUGGGUAUCUUCUGAAACUUAGGAGAACAAGGUCCUGUUGGGGUUGAGAUGUAAGAAGGGGGAUUAUCUUGAGCCGAUGGUAUAAAGGUUUGAGACGAGAGAGAUUAAUCCAGCGAGGGAAACCCUUGAUCUUAGUGCAGUUGGGGUGGUAAAGAUGACCCUGAAAGGGCCUGUCCAUUCUGGAGAAAGAAGAGGGGGAUUGUGACCUGGAGGAGAGAGGCGAACUAAGUCCCCGAUGUUAACUGAAGAGAGAAGGGAGGAGCUGAGGCAGUGAUGGUGGGUGGAGUUCCAAAGAAGUGAGCUAAGACAGUGUGACAAGGGGAUGAGAAGGUGAUCAGGGAGAGGUGAUGCUGAGACAGGAGACCAGGAGGCAUAAUCAGUCAUCCAUAUAUGAACUCAAAAGAAGAGACGAGGAGGGGCUUCUUUGAGUUUUAUCUAAUCUGAAUGAAGUUCUUGGGAGAGUUUGAUAAGGAUAUUUUUGAGAGAACGGUCAGUUCGUUCACCUUUGCCUGCAGACUGGGAAUAUGGAAUCACCAUGGGAUGUUGAGGGCUUUGGCUACAGUUUGCGAGAUCUGAGAGGUUGGAACUCUGACACAGGGGACGAUCUCCCUAAAAAGGAGAUUGGAAACUGUCGGUGAUCUUCUAUCAGUGGUGGGAAAAGCUUCUACCCACCCUGAGAAUGUGUCCACCAUGACUGACAGGUAUCUGAAAUGUCUGAACUGUGGGUAUGUGGGUGAAGUCAAGCCGCCAGUCUCAUCCAGGGAGAGAGCCCCUGGCUCAGUGAGUGGGGGAAGAGAGACUCCAAUGCCCGGAAGUAGGAUUAGAAGUUUGACAAAUUUUGCAAGAAGCGGUGAUAGUCUUUAGAUAGGAUAGAUCCUCAGCGGUGGUCUGUAAAUAGGUUUUGAUAACGCGAGACAAAGUCUGGCUCUCAGGGUGAAGGAUCUGGUGCAGACAGCAUAGAAUGUGCUGACUAUCUGGGUGCUGGAGACUGGACCUUAGUUCUUCGUGUUUGCACAGUGAGCCGUCUCCCCAGCCCUGUGACUGCAUAUGUUCUUAGUCACAGUCAGCAAGGAAACAGGAAAAUCACAAAGGAAGGAACUAACAAACUAGUAAGAAGUAGAGCUAAGACAGGCGAUUCCAGAGGCGAGGAGGUGGGUGAGUGGUGACUCCAGCCUUUCUUCUCCUAGGUGCUGUGGUUGAUGUAGAUGAGAACACUGCUUUUCUGUGGCCUGUGUGUGACCAGUGUGGCAAUGGGAGAUUGGAACAGAAGCCAGAAGAUGGGUAAGGCUGCCUGAAACCCCUGGGGCCCAAAGAACACUGCAGUAGCCCAUCCCCAGGGUCCUGCGACCUUCUUUCCUACACAUGGGUUCCCCAUGCACAGAAAGGAACCUACUCUGCUGGACUUCAGGAUAGAGACUGUGGUGUCUUUUUGCGGGUUUUCCACUGUAUUUGCAGCUCUUCCUGUCCUUAAAAGUGUAGAACUGAGCUUUGUGCUUAGCUCCUUCAUUAUUAGGAGAGGAAAGAAGUACAAGUGUGAACAGGUAAGACAGGCUGCAUGGCAUGUCCUAGGAGUCCUGCAGACUUCCCCGGGGACACAGCAGCUGCACGGCAUGUCCUAGGAGUCCUGCAGACUUUCCCGGGGACACAGCAGCUGCAUGGCAUGUCCUAGGAGUCCUGCAGACUUUCCCGGGGACACAGCAGCUGCACGGCAUGUCCCCUAGAAGUCCUGCAGACUUUCUCGGGGAUACAGCAGCUACACGGCAUGUCCUAGGAGUCCUGCAGACUUUCCUGGGGACACAGCAGCUGCAUGGCAUGUUUGCAGACUUUUCCCAGAGGACUGUGAGCAUCGUCUGUCAAUAGACAUCUCUCUUCUGCCCAUUUUUAUUACCCUUCUGGGCUGGGGUCAAGGCUAACUAUUUUUCUUGGCUAUGGUUUCUGUGCUAUGAUUAUACCAUGACCAAAAACAGGCUGAAAAGGAAAGGGUUUGUUUGGCUUACAUAUUGUAGUCCAUCACUGAAGGAAUUCAGGACAGGAAUUCAAACAGGGCAGGAACCUCGAGUGCAGGGAACUGAUGCUUAUGGGCUUGCUCCCCAUGGCUUGCUCAGCCUGCUUUCUUAUAGAACCCAGGACCAUCAGCUCAGGGGUGGCACAACGAGCAAUGAACUGGGCCCUCCCCAUCAAUCACCAAUUGAGAAAAUGCCCUUCUGCCUGCAGCCCAGUCUUGGAAGGCAUUUUCUCAACUGAGGCUCCUUCCUCUCAGAAAACUGGUCUGUGCUGUGCUGUCCUACAGCUAGCCAGCACACCUGUCAGUACUGUUUUUGUCUCUGCCUCCCGGUGGACUGUGUCACAUCACAAAGAGUGUCCUCAUCACUUGUCUGUUUCCUAGAAGCCAAGAGUGGGACUGAGAGUCGCUCAGCAAUUGAGAGCGUGGGCUGCCCUCCAGAGGACCAGGCUGCGUUCCCAGCAGCUCACAGCCGUCUGUGACUAGUUCCAGGGGCUCUAAUGUUCUUUUCUGGCUCUUCAGGUGCCAGGAGUGUACGUGGUGGACAGAAUACAUUCAGGCCAAGCAUCCAUAUACAUAAAAUAAUUUUAAAAGAGACAAAGAGCAUACAUCUUAUUGAUGCCUCCUUGGUUGUUGGCCUUGUGUGUACACAAGACACUUCUGCCUUAUUUCAAAGAAGCAAGGCAGCGUGGGUUCAUGUGAAAUCAGUGUGGGAGUGAAGAGGCCAGGGUUGAUGAGCAAGUUUGCCCUGCUGGAGGGGUGAGCCCUUCACUUUCUGGAAGGCUGCGUUCCCCCCAUAUUCCUCAUGAAUAAAGGCCUCGUUGUGUACCCAAGGGUCCCCUUAGCAGCUCCCAACUGUUAAUCCAUCAGAAUAGUCCAGUCCUUGACUGCUUUUGUCUGGUUCCAGUAAUUUAAUUCUGACUGUAGAAUUAGUGGGUCACUAAACACCUAUCUUUAGAGGAAUCUCUUUGCUGUAAGACUCUUCUGAUGUGUCCCCCCCCCCUCCUUGUUACUUGUACUCCCAUGUCCCCUCACACGCUAGAGGCCUCUUCUGUGGGGACUGUUCUCGACUGGUUGUGUCGCCGCUUCAAAAGAGGAGCCUGCACGUCUUUCUGGACUGUCCCACAAGACCCAAGAGUACUGUAAAGGUCAAGGUAGGAAAAGGGACCUAGAGCUCA